CGCUGAGAGCAAGGCAGGAGACCCAGACCUUGCUGCGCUCCAGGGUUUUGGGGGUUCAGGGAGCGAGCAAGCCAGCCGAGGGCCCGGAGGGGUGGGGAGAGCACCCCGGAAGCGGUUCCGCGGCGGGGCUGGAGCUGCAGGGCUGGAGCUGGCUGCGUGGGCCACGGCUCGACCUUCUGGCUCGGGAGCGUGACGCCGCGUGCGGGUUCCCUUCUAGGUCCUGCGGUGCCGAGAGCCCCGAUUUCUUGCAGGCCCCUCACCAUGGUGAAGCUACUGCCCGCCCAGGAGGCCGCGAAGAUCUACCACACCAAUUACGUGCGCAAUGCCAGGGCCGUGGGGGUGAUGUGGGGCACGCUGACCAUCUGCUUCUCCGUGCUGGUCAUGGCCCUCUUCAUCCAGCCCUACUGGAUCGGAGACAGCGUCAACACGCCCCAGGCAGGCUACUUCGGCCUGUUCUCCUACUGCGUGGGCAACGUGCUGUCCUCCGAGCUCAUCUGCAAGGGGGGCCCGCUGGACUUCGCCUCCAUCCCGUCGAGAGCGUUCAAGACGGCCAUGUUCUUCAUCGCCUUGGCCAUGUUCCUCAUCAUUGGCUCCAUCAUCUGCUUCAGCCUGUUCUUCGUCUGCAACACGGCCACCGUCUACAAGAUCUGUGCGUGGAUGCAGCUGGCCGCGGCCACGGGCCUGAUGAUCGGCUGCCUGGUCUACCCGGAUGGGUGGGACUCGAGCGAGGUGCGGCGCAUGUGUGGGGAGCAGACGGGCAAGUACACGCUGGGCCACUGCACCAUCCGCUGGGCCUUCAUGCUGGCCAUCCUCAGCAUCGGGGAUGCGCUCAUCCUCUCCUUCCUGGCCUUUGUGCUGGGCUACCGGCAGGACAAGCUGCUCCCCGACGACUACAAGGCGGACGGAAAAGAGGAAGUCUGAGUGGCUGAAGGGUCGGUCAUCAAUUGCCCUGACAAUGGAAACCGUGGAAAUUGAAUUCUUCAGAGAUUAAAAUAUUUCUUCUAAGCUUCCCUUUCUACCCUCAAGUCCUGAAGCUUUUCAUUUAGGAUUAGAAUUUGGCAAGUCUCCCGUGACAAAAAGGCCUUGACAGACAGAAACCUCAGGUGAAACUGAUCCCGCGGCAGCUGGGGCGGGGCCUGGGGAGAGGGAGGGUUAGGAUUGGCUGUUCCUACUCUGACGGGCAGCGCUCCUGCCCCUCCCGGGCUUCUGUGCAAACGGCGAUGACUGACUGCCCAAGGAGUCCAUCCUGCCCGCACUCACGGCUCUGUCAGGGCCACUGAAGGAGGCAGCUGCUGUGGGUGGGAGGGAUCAUUCCAGCUUAACAUCGGAGUUGGAGGGGGCUGUCCUUGCCUCUCCCUUCUCCCGGUUCCUCACUGCUUCUCAGAAGUUCAUAAACGAGAUGAGGCCAUCAGGACUGGAAUCCAACACGAAGCCAUAGAGACUGUGUGAACACAGGAUAAGAAAACUUGGGCUGGGGCCAGAGGAUAGCACAGCGGACAGUGCUCCUGCCUUGCAUGCGGCCGACCUGGGUUCGAUCCCUGGCAUCCCAUAUGGUCCCCUGAGCACCGCCAGGAAUAAUUCCUGAGUGCAGAGCCAGGACUUAACCCCUGACCCAAAAACCAAAAACAGAAAAAGAUAGAAAGAGGGGCCGGAGCGAUAGCACAGCGGGUAGGGCGUUUGCCUUGCACGCGGCCGACCCGGGUUCGAUCCCCGGCAUCCCAUAUGGUCCCCCAAGCACCGCCAGGAGUAAUUCCUGAGUACAGAGCCAGGAGUAAUCCCUGAGCAUCGCUGGGUGUGACCCAAAAAGCAAAAAAAAAAAAAAAAAGAAAA
Messenger RNA from Sorex araneus (European shrew), 1830 nucleotides. RefSeq names its product LHFPL tetraspan subfamily member 5 (gene LHFPL5). Bases 262 to 921 code for a protein of 219 amino acids. Gene Ontology annotation, cellular component: plasma membrane. The record is from RefSeq and is a predicted model, not a curated record. The transcript is spliced from 5 exons. Gene Ontology annotation, biological process: detection of mechanical stimulus involved in sensory perception; sensory perception of sound. Lineage: Eukaryota; Metazoa; Chordata; Mammalia; Eulipotyphla; Soricidae.